This is a messenger RNA of Anneissia japonica, 2420 nucleotides long. Its product is annotated as ubiquitin carboxyl-terminal hydrolase 1-like. Gene Ontology annotation, molecular function: cysteine-type deubiquitinase activity; cysteine-type endopeptidase activity. Gene Ontology annotation, biological process: protein deubiquitination. The transcript is spliced from 6 exons. Bases 231 to 2201 code for a protein of 656 amino acids. Gene Ontology annotation, cellular component: nucleus; cytosol. Lineage: Eukaryota; Metazoa; Echinodermata; Crinoidea; Comatulida; Comatulidae. The record is from RefSeq and is a predicted model, not a curated record.
AAAUACUAACAAAAUGGCCAAACAAAAUCUAGAGUUUUGGGUAUUGCUAACAUUAAUAUUGAACGAAUAAUUCCGAUAAAAUAAACUGUCAAAAAAUUUCAAAAUAAUAUCUCAAACUGGAAGAUACUCACAAACACAGGUGCUUCUCGCUCGGGAUCGUAAGCCGCCAUCUUGUUUUUAGACAGCAAAUACAUUUUUACAGAUUGAUUGAUUCAUUGACUUUUGAAAGCAUGAUGAAGGUGUCCAAACUCUCACUAAAAGGAAAAUUGUCAUUGAAGAGGGGCAAGUCGGAUGGCGAGACGAAUGUGAAAGACUCUCAUGAAGAAAUUCAACACAGCCAUGAAGAUAACUUGCAGACUAGCCUAAUGGAGAGCAUUGAGCCCCCACCGCCCUAUAGUGGCCUGCAGAAUCUUGGCAAUACUUGCUUCUUCAACAGUGUUGUCCAGGCACUGCGCUACACCCCUGGAUUCCAGGAAGGUAUCAAGAAGCUAGCACACCUUGUAAGGGACCUGGAUGAGCUAGAAGUGGAUGAGAAUGGCGAUGAUGACACGCCAGGUGUUACCACUCACAUGCGAUUUCUUGGACAACUUGAUAAGUUGUUCCGCUCAAUGCAGAAGGUGGAGGAACACUAUCUGGAGGAGUUUGAGAUGAGAUCCUCUUUAUCUGUCUAUCCGGAAUACCUGCUGAACAUCCUCAAGAAAAUAAAACCAAUGUUUGAAGGCUUCCUCCAACAUGAUGCACAAGAGCUUCUCUGCUGCUUCCUUAGUAUCGUCCAAGAUGGCUGCCACGAGUUAGAAUCAAGACUCAAAGACAAAUCUAGUAACACAGAAAGUCUAACAAGCAGAAUUUCACUACAGGCAGAUUGUUCGCCAAAGGGCAGGCUACUGGGAGGGAAGAAGCCCGUAAAAAAUGAACCCAGUAGUGGAUCGGAGCAUCUUCCAAGGCCUAGCAGUAGCUCUGUCACUAGAAAGAUUCAACUGGGGAAAGGAAAUGGCGAAUUUGUAUCGCAUGCUGGCGAGAAUGCUGAAAGACAAGUGAAGAAAAAAACACUUGGUAUACGAAGGUUCAAAAGACCGGCCAAUCAGACAACCAUAUCUAUGUUUGGCGUCACACCCGAAAACAGCAUAGCACAGAAUGGUGUGGAAGCUAUGGAUACUGUAUGUAAUGCUGCCAAGAAAAUUAAAGUCGAACCAGACGAUAAUACAUCAACAUUAGGUUCUAAAACCAAACGUAGAAAGAGUAAUGCUAAGGUGAAAAAUGAACAAGCAAAGGAAAAUAAACAUGAAUUGGAGGUUAGAACUGAAGAAAAUAAAUUAGAAACACAAGGACUGAAUGAGAUGUGUGAUUUAGAACACACAAAAGCAUCAACAUCCGUGAUGGAGGUUAUGGAUGCACCACCAUCUGAAACUGUGUCAAUGGGAAAUGAUGCUUCUUGCCCUUCUGCAUCAGAUACCAAUCACCUACGCUUGGUUGAGCGUCUCUUCCAAGGGCUGGUUGUCAUGAGAACACGAUGCAGUGAAUGUGAAAACUUCAAUGAGCGUACAGAAGACUUUCAGGAAGUUGGUCUACCUGUGCAGAAGAUGUCUGAUGGAGGUGCCAGUCAAUCAAAUGAUCCUGACUUAACACCUGCUAACUUGUCUCUAAGCUGGGCCUUGGCAGAGUACACCUGCACUGAGCGGCUGACUGACAAGAACAAGUACUUCUGUGAGCGUUGCAUGCAUCACAGCGAAGCUGAGCGCUCGGUCUUAUUCCACAAACUGCCAUCAGUUUUAAUAUUCCACCUCAAGAGAUUCUCAACCAUCUUUUCUGGGUUUUAUCCAGAAGGUUCCGUGUCAAAAGUCAAUACACACCUUGCAACCCCAUUGACCCUCAUGCUGACCCCAUGGUGCAGUACUGAAUGUGAGCAGCGCCACCAGCAGUAUGAACUCUAUGCAAUCGUGAUGCACAGUGGUGUCACUAGUUCGAGUGGACAUUACGUAUGCUAUGCUCAGGUACCCACAUACAGUCUGAAACCCGUGGGGAGAGAAGACGAUGAGCAGCCAGGCACGGUCAAGCCUAAUAAAUCAAAGUGGGCUAGAUUUGACGACGACAUGGUAGAGGUUUUGUCCGAAGAAGAUAUGCUGGCUAUUCUUUGUCCCAUAACCACCGUCAGCCACACUUCAACUCCUUAUCUACUUUUUUAUCGAGAAGUUACUACAUGACACCUUGUACAGUAUUUAAGCUAUCCAUAGACCAUUUAGUAAUGCAGGUAUCUAGGAAUAAAUUAAUUCCUAUUAAAUGUUGGUUUCAAAAAUGAAAUAUUAAUUUAAAUUUUUAUAUUUUAGAAAGAUUGAUUAUAGUAUUAAAUAUAUGAUUCCAGUAUAGUCAAUUCUGUACGAGUGGUAUUUUUGUAUACUGUAUUAAUAAAUGAUAAUAAAAAA